ACGAAAAACCUAUAAAAGAAAAUCUUAAUUUUAUAACGACGAGUCGAGCCCAAGAGCGUCUUUCAGAUAAUUUAAAUGUAAAAAGUCUAAUUAAAAAAAUCAAAAAAAAACCGUGUUUAUAUUAGACUGUGAUCAUAUUUAGGUGCCAUAUUUAAAAUGUCUGUAAUGGGCGAACCGAGCUUUGCCGGAUGGGCCGCACAGCGGGCAGCCGGCUUUGGCGGUAAUAUGACCGUUGUGGACAAGGUAUUGCCAGAUAUGUUACAUAUGGUCGAUGCCUAUUGGUACCAAUUUCCUCCUAUGAAUCCAUUAUGGCACGGCAUUUUGGGUUUCAUGAUCGGCGUCUUGGGCUUUAUCGCCAUAGUUGGCAACGGGAUGGUUGUAUAUAUUUUUUUGGGGACUAAACAGCUACGUACUCCUUCCAACUUACUCGUUGUCAAUUUGGCUUUCUCCGAUUUUCUCAUGAUGGUUACUAUGUCUCCUCCUAUGGUUAUUAACUGCUACUACGAAACCUGGGUUUUGGGUCCAUUCUUUUGUGAAUUAUAUGGUAUGUUCGGAUCACUUUUCGGUUGUGCUUCAAUUUGGACAAUGGUGUUCAUCGCUUUGGACCGAUACAACGUCAUUGUUAAAGGAUUGAGUGCUAAACCACUGACUAAGAAAACUGCUUUGUUAAGAAUUUUACUCAUUUGGACUAUGUCCGUCGGAUGGACUAUUGCACCAUUAUUUGGCUGGAACAGAUAUGUCCCCGAGGGUAACAUGACUGCUUGCGGAACCGAUUACCUCAACCAAGAUCCGCUGAGCAAAAGCUAUUUAUACGUUUAUGGAUUUUUCGUUUAUUUCAUACCACUUUUCACUAUUAUCUAUUCAUAUUUCUUCAUCGUGCAGGCUGUAGCUGCUCAUGAAAAGUCCAUGAGAGAGCAAGCUAAAAAAAUGAAUGUGGCUUCUCUCCGUUCUUCCGAAGCUUCCCAGACUAGCGCCGAAUGUAAAUUGGCCAAAAUCGCUCUUAUGACUAUAUCUUUAUGGUUUAUGGCGUGGACACCAUAUUUAGUCACGAAUGCUGCGGGUAUUUUAGGAAAUAGUAAAAUCAGUCCUUUGGCUACUAUUUGGUGUUCGUUGUUUGCUAAGGCUAACGCUGUAUACAAUCCAAUCGUAUAUGGAAUUAGUCAUCCAAAAUACAGGCAAGCACUCGAAAAGAAGUUCCCGUCGCUUAUCUGUGGUUCGGCUCAAGAUGAUACGGUUUCCACUGUCACUGGAGUGACAGGUUCUGAUGAAAAACCGGGGGCUUAAACAUAAAGAAUUUUGUUUUUUACCACGACGACUGUUUUCGUAUUUCGGUGCACGUUAACUUGACGAUAUGAACAACAAAAACAAUAAUUGUAAAUAUGAUAAAAAAUAUAGCAGAAUACAUAAAAUGAUGGACUCGUAUUGUAUUUUUGUUAACAUUAAAUCUUGCAAGCAUG
Diorhabda sublineata is the source of this 1457-nucleotide messenger RNA. RefSeq names its product rhodopsin. The record is from RefSeq and is a predicted model, not a curated record. Bases 157 to 1284 code for a protein of 375 amino acids. Gene Ontology annotation, molecular function: G protein-coupled receptor activity. The transcript has 8 exons. Gene Ontology annotation, cellular component: membrane. Gene Ontology annotation, biological process: phototransduction; G protein-coupled receptor signaling pathway; visual perception. NCBI's taxonomy places the organism in Eukaryota, Metazoa, Arthropoda, Insecta, Coleoptera, Chrysomelidae.